UCCUUUCUUCUACUGUUGAAUAGUAGCUGAGAAGCAGAUUCCAUUCACGUGCCUAAUUUGUCAAUCCAUUUUCAUCCAAGUAUAUCCAAUUCAACAUAUUUGCAGGCUAUAAAUGAGUUGAAAGAUCUCCUUUUUCUUUUCAGGCAAGAAGAAAAUUAAGCAAAGAAAGAUCCAAGAACAAGAACACUAAUGGCUGACGAGUCAUGGAGGACGCCGGCGAUAGUGCAAGAGCUGGCGGCGGCCGGCGUCGAGGAGCCACCGAGUCGGUACGUGCUUGGGGAGAAAGACCGUUCUGACGAGCUGGUCGCCGCCGAGCUGCCGGAGCCCAUCCCCGUCGUUGAUCUCAGCCGGCUAGCCGGCGCCGACGAGGCUGCCAAGCUCAGGGCGGCUCUGCAGAAUUGGGGCUUCUUCCUGCUUACCAACCAUGGAGUAGAAACCUCUCUGAUGGAUGAUGUGUUGAACUUGGCAAGAGAGUUCUUCAACCAACCGAUCGAACGGAAGCGAAAAUUCAGCAACUUGAUCGACGGCAAGAACUUCCAGGUGGAAGGGUAUGGAACUGACCGGGUGGUAACCCAAGAUCAGAUCCUGGACUGGUCUGAUCGGCUGUUUCUCAGAGUUGAACCCAAGGAGGAGCGAAAUCUUGCCUUCUGGCCUGACCAUCCUGAAUCUUUCAGGGAUGUUCUGAACGAGUACGCAUCAAGAACCAAAAGAAUAAGAGACGAUAUCGUUCAGGCUAUGUCCAAGCUUCUUGGGCUUGAUGAGGAUUACUUCUUCGACCGACUCAACAAAGCUCCUGCACUUGCAAGAUUCAACUACUACCCUCCCUGUCCAAGGCCUGACCUUGUGUUCGGCGUCAGGCCUCACUCCGACGGCUCCCUCUUUACGAUUCUUCUCGUCGACGAAGAUGUCGGUGGCCUGCAAAUUCAGAGGGAUGGCAAGUGGUACAAUGUUCAGGUCACUCCCAACACAUUGCUGAUCAACUUAGGUGACACCAUGGAGGUAUUGUGCAAUGGCAUCUUCAGGAGCCCAGUGCACAGGGUGGUGACAAACGCCGAGAGGGAGAGGAUCUCACUGGCCAUGUUUUACAGUGUGAAUGAUGAGAAAGAUAUUGGGCCGGCGGCUGGUUUGCUGGAUGAGAAUCGGCCUGCAAGAUACAGGAAAGUGAGCGUCGGAGAGUUCAGGGCUGGGAUCAUUGGAAAAUUCUCUCGACGAGAGAGAUACAUCGACUCCCUGAAGAUCCAGCUACGGCUGCACGCAGCACGCUACAGCGAUUUUCAACUGCUGCAGCCACAGCAGCUGCAGCAAAACUGGCUGCCGAACAAGGCCAAUGGGCUCGGCAGACAAACAUUUGACAGUGAUACAACCAUGGCUGACGGCCACCACUGGAACAUUGUCAAGAUACCGCCGAUUGUGCAGGAGCUCGCCGCCGGCGUCCAUGAGCCGCCGAGCCAGUACAUGGUCGGCGAGAAAGACCGCCCUGCCAUCGCCGGCUCCGACAUGCCUGAGCCCAUCCCCGUCGUCGACCUCAGCCGGCUGUCUGCCUCCAAUGGUGAAGACAGCGCCGGCGAGCUUGCCAAGCUACGCUCCGCCUUAGAGGACUGGGGCCUCUUCCUGGGUGCAGGGUUAUUUGGUACUAUAAUGGAGGGGAGCAUUCUCAGUGAGAUGAUCAAUGUGACAAGAGGAUUCUACAAGCUCCCACUGGAAGAGAAGCAGAAGUACUCCAACCUGGUGAACGGCAAGGAUUUCAGGAUCGAAGGGUACGGCAACGACAUGGUCGUGUCAGAGAAACAGAUCCUGAACUGGUGCGACCGGUUCUACCACAUCGUUGAGCCUGAGUCCCGGAUAGCCCAUAGCCUCUGGCCAACACAGCCUCCUUCUUUCAGAGAUGUUCUGCAUGAGUACACUAUGAGGUGCAGGGAGAUCACCAGCCUUGUGCUCGCCAGAUUGGCCAGGCUGCUCGGCCUGCGAGAGGGCUACUUCGUCGACAUGUUCGACGAGGACGCCACGACGUACGCGAGGUUCAACUACUACCCUCGCUGCCUGAGGCCGGAGGAUGUGUUGGGCCUGAAGCCACACUCCGACGGCUCGGUGAUCACCGUCGUCUCCGUCGACGACACCGUCAGUGGGCUUCAGGUGCUGAGGCAAGGCGUCUGGUACGAUGUGCCCGUCGUCCCCAAUGCUCUGCUCAUCAACAUGGGGGAUGGAAUGGAGAUAAUGAGCAAUGGGUUGUUAAAGAGCCCGGUGCAUAGGGUGGUGACGAACGCCGAGAGGGAGCGAGUGUCGGUGGUGAUGUUCUACGCGCUGGAUCCGGAGAAGGAGCUGGAGCCGGCGCCGGAGCUGGUGGACGAUGAGAAGAGGCCGAGGCAGUAUGCCAAGAUGAAGAUCAAGGACUACUUAAGUGGCUUCUACGAGACUUUUGCAAGAGGGACACGAGUCAUCGACACUGUCAAGAUGUCAGAAUGAGAUUGUUGUCGUAACGGUGUUGGAUCGGUGGAAUAUAGCUUUCUAAUAACUAGAUGAAACCCCGAGCUUCGUUGCGGGCACAUUUGAGAACAUAUGUAAAUAUGCAUAUUAGUAUGAACAAUUAGAUUGUAUUGUUUGAACCUAAAAACAAAAUACAUACCGAGCAAGUUAAGCUGCUUCUCGCUAUGUCAGGACAGCUAUAUAGCAAUCCUUUGUAUCAUUCCUAAUUGUUCAAAUAAAUUAAAGUGAUAUGACAUAUAA
Molecule: messenger RNA, 2724 nt
Organism: Oryza sativa Japonica Group (Japanese rice)
Lineage: Eukaryota; Viridiplantae; Streptophyta; Magnoliopsida; Poales; Poaceae
Source: RefSeq, a predicted model, not a curated record